UCCUGUUUGUUUCCCUUCUCCGCGAAACCGCCGCCUCCCGCCGCUCCGAGUCGUCCAUCUCCUCUUUUGCUAGGGUUCCAAUUCCAAUCCCCCGAAUCGAAUCGCCUCCUCUCGCCCUCGCGAUGGCGGCGGCGCAGCUGACGCCAGGCGCGGUGGCGGUGAUCUCCGAGCACGCGGACGGCACGGGGACGCUGCAGCCCGUGCUGCAGGUCACGGACGUGCGGAUGGUCACCAACGUCAAGAACCCCACCGCGGCGGAGCGCUUCCGGAUGGCGCUCUCCGACGGCGUCCACACGCUGCAGUCAAUGCUCGCCACCGCCGAGAACUACAGGGUCAGGGAGGGCACCAUCCGCAGGGGGUCCGUCGUCCACCUCCAGGAGUUCACCUGCAGCACCAUCCAGAACCGCAGGAUCAUUAUUGUUAUCAAACUUGAUAUUCUGCAAAGUGAGUGCGCAUUAAUCGGAAAUCCCAAAAUCUAUGAGCCGAAAACACCUAAGGAACAGUGCCCUAACUUACCGGCCACUGCUGCUCAAACUUAUAGUGGAACCCGUUCCGGUGGCCCAGUCAUGUUGGGAUCUUCUGUUGCUCCAAGGGCAGUGCAGGUUGCUAACAAUCUAUCACAUGGUGGAUCCUACAGUGGUUGUCAAGGAACGGUGGGCUCUCCAAUUGGUCGGACAGUGGAGCCUGUUCCCAAUGUAUUGUCUGGUGGUUCUUAUGGCACAACGGCAGCACAUAACACAACAAAUGCCAACAUGUUGCAGUCAAAGUUGCAGCAGCCUUCUCUGAACUCUCACCAGAACCAGAGAUUUGCAGAUCCUGCGUCAGCUGGCGGCAUUGGAGCUCCUGGCAAUACUUAUGGGCGCCCAGCUCAGCCUUUGUAUCAGCAGCCAUCUCCUGCGUAUAUGAAUAGAGGCCCUGCUAAGAAUGAAGCCACUAGUCGUGUUGUCCCUGUGGCUCAAUUGAAUCCAUACCAAAGUAGAUGGACAAUCAAGGCUAGGGUGACUGCAAAGACUGAUAUCAGGCACUUCACCAACGCCAAAGGUCCUGGAACAGUCUUCUCCUUUGAUCUACUUGAUGCACAGGGUGGAGAAAUCCGUGCAACAUGUUUCAAUUCGCAGGUUGAUCUGUAUUAUAACCAAAUUGAGGUUGAUAAGGUGUACUUGAUAUCUAAAGGGGCAGUGAAACCUGCACAGAAGAAGUUUAACCCUUUGAAUAAUGAGUAUGAGAUAACUCUCGAUCACUCAACAUCUAUAGAAACUUGUUCUGGUGACGAUUGCAGCAUCCCUAGGCAGCAGUACAACUUUCGACAGAUCAGCGAAAUAGAGAACGUGGAGACUGGUGCUCUGGUAGAUUUGGUUGGCAUUGUUACAUCAGUUAGCCCUUCUUCCACAAUAAUGCGGAAGGAUGGCACGGAAACCCGGAAACAAACUCUUCAACUGAAGGACAUGUCUAGUCGAAGUGUGGAAAUAACCUUUUGGGGGAAAUUCUGUGAUGCUGAAGGCCAGCAGCUGCAGCUGCAGUGCGAUUCUGGUUUGAAUCCUAUUCUUGCUUUGAAAAGUGGCCGUGUCAGUGAUUAUAGUGGUAGAUCUGUGGGCACAAUUGGCUCAACCCAGCUAAAAAUAAACCCAGAAUUUCCUGAGGCUGAAAGGUUGCGUCAUUGGUAUGUAACUGAAGGAAAGACUGCUUCUUGUGUUUCUUUAACUCGAGAGAUGUCAAGCAUGGGCAGGACUGAUGUCCGGGUAACAGUCACGCAGAUCAAGGAUGAAAACUUGGGGCGGAAAGAAAAGCCAGACUGGAUCACUAUUAAGGGUGCAAUCUCACAUUUGAACACUGAUAAUUUUUGUUAUCCUGCUUGCACCGCAGAGGUUAACGGCAGGCAAUGCAACAAAAAGGUGACAAAUAAUGGUGAUGGGACAUGGCAUUGUGAAAGAUGCGAUCAGGGCAUACCGAAUUGUGAGUAUAGGUACUUGCUGCUGUGUCAGAUCCAGGAUCAUACAGGUGUCACCUACGCUACUGCAUUCCAAGAAGGUGGUACGGAGAUAAUUGGCUGCAGUGCGCAAGAGCUUUUCACCAUAAGAGAAGAAGAUGAAGCCAGAUUUACAGAAAUCAUUCAGGGGGUUUGUUGGCAGCAGUAUCUAUUCAAGCUGAAAGUCAAGGAGGAAACCUUCAAUGAUGAGCAGCGUGUUAAAUGCAGCAUUGUUAAAGCGGAAAAGUUGGAUCCUUUGAAAGAAAGUGGUUACCUUCUGGGGGCGAUUGACAGCAUAUUGCAGGGUGACGCAGGAUCACCUCCUGAGGUGCAGGGCGCUAUGGCCUAUAAUUAUGGUUUUAAUAAUUCGGGUUCCGGAGGACAAAGCGUUCCAACCUCCACGAAUAUAAGUGGCGCAAGGUUUGGGGACUCUGCAAAUCAGCUUGGGCAGCAAACAAACUUGUAUAGCCGGGUGUCUACUCCAGCAUCAGUGACACAGAAUGUACAGACUUCUUGCAUGGCUUGUGGGUCGAGUGGGCACAAUGCACAAAACUGCCCGGGCAUGAAUAGGCAACAACCUGCAGCAAGCACGGCUGGUUCCUAUGGCUCUUCACCGGGCAACACCAGCUCGGGUUUCUUGUGUUUCAAAUGUCAUCAGCCUGGGCACUUUGCUAACGCUUGUCCAGGGGUGACUACUGGCCCCCAGCAGCAGCCAUAUGGAAACGGUGUUGCAUCAGGAGGAUACAGUGGUAGACAAUCUUAUGUUGGGGGCUACUGAAGUAUUUUGCCUAGCAGCUGUAAUCCUGGUUUUUGUAAGCUGCCUGUAUGGCAUCGCCGCGUUUCUGUAAAGUAGUUAAAUUUUACUUUUAUGGUUGGCUGAAUCCGGACCAUGUGUUGGUACUUUAAACUAGUGUUUAUUUUUCGUUUUCUGUUUUGGUCUGUUGUUGUGGCGAAUCCUCGUUUUUGUGCCUGUAGAAUUUGUUGGUUGUACUAGUCAGCUUAAACUGCAUGGUUCUGUAAAUUAAAAUGGUUGGUGCAGCAAUUA
Molecule: messenger RNA, 3011 nt
Organism: Phragmites australis (common reed)
Lineage: Eukaryota; Viridiplantae; Streptophyta; Magnoliopsida; Poales; Poaceae
Product: replication protein A 70 kDa DNA-binding subunit C-like
Exons: 2
Coding region: 123-2744 (873 amino acids)
Biological process (GO): DNA replication; telomere maintenance via telomerase; double-strand break repair via homologous recombination
Cellular component (GO): DNA replication factor A complex; nucleus
Molecular function (GO): zinc ion binding; single-stranded telomeric DNA binding; damaged DNA binding
Source: RefSeq, a predicted model, not a curated record